This is a messenger RNA of Funneliformis geosporum, 255 nucleotides long. The record is from the annotation of a GenBank genome assembly. Lineage: Eukaryota; Fungi; Glomeromycota; Glomeromycetes; Glomerales; Glomeraceae.
AUGGCAAAUUCCAACCAGUCAAGACCUUAUGAGAAGGAAAAUUACCCUACCUCACUUGAAAUAAUAUAUUAUAGUGACCAAAAGUUUAAUUAUACAAUUAUUCAAGAAAGUAUUUACCUACCAGCCGCGAAAUUAUAUUAUACCGAAGCGCCUAUAUAUUUUCCUAUCCCUGAUAAUUAUAUUAUUCAAACUACUUGGGAUCGGGCCAUUGUUUCUGUUCAAUCUCCGUUUGAUGCUUUUGUUGAAUUACAUAGG